This is a messenger RNA of Branchiostoma belcheri (Belcher's lancelet), 1676 nucleotides long. RefSeq names its product NXPE family member 3-like. The transcript has 4 exons. NCBI's taxonomy places the organism in Eukaryota, Metazoa, Chordata, Leptocardii, Amphioxiformes, Branchiostomatidae. The record is from RefSeq and is a predicted model, not a curated record. Bases 155 to 1633 code for a protein of 492 amino acids.
CACAUAUAAAUGCUGUUUUCUCUGUAUCGUCACUGUGUUAGUCGUUGAAAGCUUGGUGCUGUUCAACGCUAAGGUAACACCUUGGCAAACCAAAUUAAGUCACCCUGUAUUUAAAAUUCGUGGCGAAUCCAAUCAACCCUUCGUCCAUACGGGUAUGAAUCAAGACGAAUCCAAACAACCGUACGUCACUGAGAAACGUAGUAUAUAUUGUAAAUCUAAAGAGUCACCCAUGGAUGAGGAGAUGUAUGCCAACCAAAUUAGGUCUUUCUUAGAAUUUCAAUACAAUGAAACCUUUAUAAUAGGCGACAUAUUACGCAUUGUUGUCUCGGUCGAAGGCAAUGAAGGAAAUCUAACAUCUGCAUGCAAUGUCGGUGAUUACUUACGGGCGUCAAUUUCUAGUGUUAAAACGAAGUCUGGCGCAGUUGGGAUCAUCACAGACCACGGGAACGGCACGUACACGGCAACCUUCCGACUGCUGUGGGCAGGUGAUGUUCACAUGAAGAUCCAACUUGUCCAUUCACAUCAGGCCAUAGAUGUUAUAAAAAGAACAGUAAUGGAACAUCCUAUUGACAAAGUUAUGUUUCAGAAAACAUACACAGUCGGUAAGGACAAAAUCUACACCAGGUGUAACGUAGAUCCAGCCAUCUUCAACAAAACUACACCGAUCUGUGACUACUCCGACCCGCAUGCAGGUGCAAGUUGGUACUGUGAAAAAGCCUCGAAUAUAUCCUGCAAUACACCAGGCUACCACAGCUAUCUAAGCACAAAUUUUUCGCUGUUGAGGAACGGAGAGGAAGUUCGUUUUGGCAGGGGACUAAAAGGUAUUAAGUGGAAGGUGUAUGCAUCUCCAUCCCCAAUCAAAGUUAUCGGUGGACUGGACCCUUUGGCCAAUCGUACGCGUUGCAAGCCGGGACUUCCAACCAACCAGAUCUCGGGAUUUUAUGAAGAUCGCGUCUGGAACUCACUAGUCUGUCAGAAUAGACACUUCUCAAGCCAAUCAGAAUGGGGAAAAUGUCUAAGGGGAAAGACUUUGCAUCUGAUGGGAGACUCUACCAUUCGCCAAUGGUACGAACAUCUUGUGGAGAUACUGAAUAUCACCAACAGUAUCCUUCCAGAGGGUAACCGCCGGACUGGACCUAUGUUGGCUCGUGACACAAUUAACAACAUUACGGUACAAUUUCGAGCCCAUGGACCACCUCUUCGUUGCCCAUCGACACCGACCUUCCACCUAGAGUACGUCACUAAUGUCAUCGAUAAAAUCGAUGGAGGGCCAAACGACGUCGUCGGCAUCACGGUCUGGGCUCACUUCACCUCGUACCCUGUGGACAUGUACAGAGAGAGGAUGGAGGCCAUCCGAGCUGCGAUUCAACGGCUGCAUCAGAGGAAUCCUAAGACUCUCGUGGUCAUCAAGUCCGCCAACACGCAAAGAGGGUAUGCGCUUAUCGGCGCAGAUUGGCUAGCCCGUGAGUUAGAUUUGAUAAUGAGAAAGACGUUUAAGGGGAUGAGGGUGGUUCUUGUUGAUGCCUGGGAAAUGACAACUGCGCAGCAGUGGUAUGAAGACGAAAUUCAUCCUGCCAGUGAUAUUAUCAUACAAGAACUAGAAUUUCUCUGCUCUUUUGUUUGCCCUCUGUAGGUGUAGGUAGGUGCCCGGUCUAGACAUAAACAGAAAAACAAAG